AAGCUUUAGAUCAAACUAGGUUAUCGUCCUUAGUUUUUAACCAGGAAGCAUCCCCAUAAAACACCUUUUUUUCUCUGUAGUGACAUCCCCUUUUGCUCCCUUGAUUUCAUCCUCUAUUUGCUCUCCGGCUUUUUUGUUUUGUUGUUCAGAAUCUACAGCAGAGUGGGUUUUUUUUCCAUGGCUUCUCCACAGAAUACUUCAGAAAAAGGUUUUUUCCAAGCCAACUCUCCAGGAGGCAUGCCAACCGUGAGUCAAUCACAGAGAAGUCUCAUCAUGGCUCAAAUUACACUGAGGUUCUUAGCCAUUACUUCCACUAUGACUGCUAUUCCCGUAAUGAUCACUGCAAAGGAGCCAGUCUCCCUUCUCGGGCUGGCCAUUACACCAAGUUACAAACAAAGUUCUGCCAUGAAGUUUUUACUUGGUGUCAAUGCAACUGUGUUUGCCUUCACUGUGCUGUCAAUGCUCUUUGUUUGGCCUCUCAGGCGCUCAGGAUCAAAGCCUAUCAAUUAUUUUUUUCUUCAUUUGCAUGACAUGGUAAGUGAAUAUAUGUUGAUUUUCUAACACAUGAAUAUAAGCAUAAUUG
Molecule: messenger RNA, 583 nt
Organism: Populus euphratica (Euphrates poplar)
Lineage: Eukaryota; Viridiplantae; Streptophyta; Magnoliopsida; Malpighiales; Salicaceae
Product: CASP-like protein 1F3
Exons: 2
Coding region: 178-561 (127 amino acids)
Source: RefSeq, a predicted model, not a curated record